Messenger RNA from Helobdella robusta, 357 nucleotides. RefSeq lists its product as hypothetical. The record is from RefSeq and is a predicted model, not a curated record. Bases 1 to 357 code for a protein of 118 amino acids. The transcript has a single exon. Lineage: Eukaryota; Metazoa; Annelida; Clitellata; Rhynchobdellida; Glossiphoniidae.
AUGGACUUGAAAAAAAAAGAAUUCCAAAGAGUUGCCAAACUCAUCUCAAUGUUGAAUGAUGACCACAAUGAUCGACCAAUGCCUCAAAGUUCCGUACUUCAGCGGAAUAUUCAUGUGUCAUAUGUAGUGAAGUUUGAAGAACGUACGAUGCUGCACGAAUUAUCAUGUGGCUACGUAUUCCACUUCCAGUGUUCCAAACUCUGGUUGAAAGAGAAAGCAUCCUGUCCCUUCUGUAGGAAGGAGGUUGCCAGCGCCCACGUCAAGGAUGUGGUAUGUAAAAAUUUGCGUGAUGCUUCACGGAAGAGGUAUAUGAAGUUGAAACUCACCACUAUCUCCAAUUUUAAUGAAAGAUUUUGA